Cheilinus undulatus (humphead wrasse) is the source of this 1418-nucleotide messenger RNA. It is a transcript of the gene psmg2, whose product is annotated as proteasome (prosome, macropain) assembly chaperone 2. The transcript has 7 exons. Gene Ontology annotation, biological process: proteasome assembly. Gene Ontology annotation, cellular component: nucleus; cytosol. The record is from RefSeq and is a predicted model, not a curated record. Lineage: Eukaryota; Metazoa; Chordata; Actinopteri; Labriformes; Labridae. Bases 150 to 938 code for a protein of 262 amino acids.
GUGAUCCUAAAAGGUCCCCAUCAACAGGCAUGACAACAGAAGAGAAAACUGCCCGGGAAAUAAAAAAUUGAUAAUAUUAACGUGAUUUCAUAAACGCUAGCUCUAACUGUGAAAAGGUUUAGCUCUGUGUCUGUAAUCUCAGCGGCGCCAUGUUUAUCUCUUCACUAAACUCACCGCCCUGCUUCAAAGAUUUCACCCUCGUCAUGCCAGCAGUGGCUGUUGGUAAUGUGGGUCAGCUGGCUGUGGACCUCAUUGUGUCCACUCUCAACAUGAAGAGAGUGGGCUUCAUUCACACAGACUGUCUCAUCCCCAUGGCUGGGAACAACCCGUAUGCCACCUGCAGAGAAGACGCCGAGGAGCUGCACACACCUGCAGAAGUUUACACAGCAGCAGACCUGAAGUUGUCAGUUCUUCAAAUCAGGGCACCAAUUAUUCAGAAAAAAUCCAAAAAGUUCAGACAGCUCGUGGUGUCUUGGAUUAAAUCCAGUGGGUUCUCCAGGACUGUCGUGCUGUCCAGCAGCCACGCCUACCAUAGGGACGAUCAGCAGCUGCAAGGCACUCCUCUGAGGUACCUGGUCACUCCGUCGCUGCUGAAGCUCAGUGCAGACGCUUUUAAAGAGCUUGGCUGGAGAGAGAUGGAGCGAGUGCAGGCCUUCCCAGGACUGACAGAUGCCAACACAGAACCACGCCUCUACAUCCCUGGAGGAGGAAUAACCAAAGGACUCUACACAGACAGCUGCACAGAGGAUCUCCCACUGGCAGUGCUGCUGCUCUUUUGUUCAGAGGGUGACAACAUCCCAGACGCCUUCACACUCAUCAACCACCUGAACGACUGGCUCCAUCUGCUGGACAACCCUAGCAAAGAGCCCAACAAAUGGAAGAUACCAACUUCCUGGAGUCUCCUGUUUGGCAGCGGCAUCCCUCCGGCGCUGUUCUGAUACACGCAUACCCGUAUUUAGUUUUUGCUAUUUUUAGCUCAGCUUCUGGGAUAUUCUGUAAGCUCCAAAAACUCACAGAUGUUUACUUUGACAUCUGUGUGGUCCAGCUGUUAUACCUUUGUGUUUUACAGAGAAUCGUGAGAAUAUUUAUCAGUGGCAGUCUAGUGAAAAGAUGAUUCUUGUGCCAUAUGCUCAUAAAUCCAGGAACAAAGUCUUGAGGAAUUUACACAUUUUUAUUCUUAAAGUAUUUUGUUGAAUUUGCCUGGUCUUGACAUAAAACAUGGGUAUAAACUGACCCAAAAAGGCCCCCCUUGCUUAUGACAUUCCUCAGAAGUUUACUGGUAAUCAUAAAAUGUGAAAACAUGAUAUCACGUGCAAGAAUUGACCCAAGCAUGCACUUCUGAAAUACUGUAUCCCAGUAUGGCAAUAUGUCAGUGUUUUUUAAAAAUAAUUUACCAAUAAAAAAUGCUAUAAAAUUCA